Molecule: messenger RNA, 990 nt
Organism: Notothenia coriiceps (black rockcod)
Lineage: Eukaryota; Metazoa; Chordata; Actinopteri; Perciformes; Nototheniidae
Product: lysine-specific demethylase phf2-like
Exons: 2
Coding region: 593-952 (119 amino acids)
Source: RefSeq, a predicted model, not a curated record
UGAAUCUUAACAUCCCUACAUCAGACACAUUCUAGGUUGUAUGCUCCUUCAUGGGCGACGACUGGCAAACAAAUGUCUUGCUCAACAACGAUGUAAUUGGAUGAAAAAGAAGAUAUUUUAUAUCUUCGCUUGUAGCUGAAAACCAACUAGCAAGUGAAGCAGGUUCUGUCAGCAGUUGGUUGAUUCAUGGUGGCUCCUGGCUCCCCCCCCAGCCUGCUGCAGCUCAUGAUGGUCUACUUUUUACCCUGUAAAAUUAUUUCUGGGCUUUGAAGAACAACGUGGUGAGUGCAGAGAAUGAAGAGAUCGCACUAGGCUCCAUGUUCAGCCUAGCAGCUUCAUAGUGUAAUAGGUGUGGGAAUAUAUUUCCAUGCAGAGUAUUUACAGAUUAACAUUUUAUUAUAUUUUGCUGGUGCCAAAUGAUAAUAAUACAGCAAUACUGCUGACAUUUCCAUGGACGAUCAUAUCUCUGAGUUACUCUUCACCUCUGCGGCGUGCUGACUGCUGUGUAAUGGCUGUGUUGUUGUGUAUUCUUUAUUGACGUACUUACAGUCAGCCACCUGCAUCUCCCAGCACACAGGAGGCCAUUCAGGGCAUGCUGUCCAUGGCCAACCUGUCGUCUUCAGACAGCCUGCAGCAACCGUGGAGCAGCCAGUCCAAGAGCAACUCUCACAGCACGCCGGCCGGCAGGAAGGCGGGCGGGGGGGCGGGCGGUGGCAACAGCAAGCGACCCACCAAACGGCUUCCUAAGAAACCCAGGAAAAGCAGCAGCAUUGAGAGUCUGGAUUACGAUGAUGACCAGGACCACAUGGACGCGUGUUUCAAGGACUCUGAUUAUGUUUAUCCCUCGUUGGAGUCUGAAGAGGAUAAUCCGGUUUUCAAAUCCAGAUCAAAAAAACGAAAAAGCAGUGACGACACUCCCUACAGCCCGACAGGUAAAUUCUUGUAUUGCUGAAAAUGGAAGUUCUACUCUAAAUAGACCCUCCAGAAAAA